GAUGUUUCCUUAAUAGAACGGAAUAGAUAUCUAGAUAAAUGCCGUUUGCGAGGGCGUGUUUAUACUGAGGUAAAGCCACGUGGUUGCAACCCAGCCAAGUCUUUUCUUGAGCAAACCAGCACCAUGGAUGAGACUUUGGUGAGCAAGGCAGUAGCAGCACUCCAGACAUAUCACAGUACUGUGCAAAAGAAGAGCAAGCCUAAGCUGGUUGAUGAAGAUCCUCUUGUCUCCAUGGUGGUGGCACUCAAGAAGAUCCCUGACAGGACUGUCCGACCAUUGAGAGUGCCACUCCCACACACCCUCUACCCCGUCGCUGGCACUGACCUGUGCCUCAUCACUAAGAGAGAGAAAGGAGAAGCCAAGGAAUUCUUAAAAGAGAAGAAAGUCGAAGGCGUCAACAAGGUGAUUCCCAUCAGCAAGCUAAAGACUAACUACAAAUCAUUUGAGUCCAAACGUCAACUCUGCUCUAACUACGACAUCUUCUUGUCUGACAAACGUGUCUACCAGAUGCUCCCCCGAUUACUGGGAAAGAGGUUCUUCGAAAAGAAAAAGCUGCCAAUUCCUGUGGACAUGUUGAAGAAAGAUUUGGCACUGGAGAUUCAGCAAGCUAGAAACUCCACCUACCUACACAUUGGUCUAGGCUCGUGCUGCAACGUCUCCAUUGGAAGGGUGGGGUUCACUUGUGAGCACCUGGUCACUAAUACACUAGCGGCAAUUAAAGGAGUCUCCUCGCACAUUCCACGAGGACUACACAAUAUCCAAUCAGUUCAUCUGAAGACACCCGACUCUAUAUCCCUCCCUAUCUACAACUCCCUCCCUCCCCCUCCGGCCCUACUGCCAGCUGCCAGUGACGAAGGACCCCAAACCAAGCGAGUCAAGCUCGAUACCGACACUGAUAACGACUCCACGAUGGAGACAGAAAAAGGGAGUAGAAAGAGAAAGAUGAAUUCCAGUGACUUGCCUCUGGAGAGGUGCUUGGAAUUCGGUGAGGUCGACAAUUCAAGUGAAACUGAUAAAGUUGGCAAGGAAGAAACUGUUCCUAAAAAGAAGAGAAAGAUUUCAAAGCUCUCUGUGAAGAAGGUUCGGGGCAGCACUGUACAGAGUUCAAAGUACGAGAAAGCACUAAAACGAAAGACUAAACUUUAAUUCACUGACUCAAUUAGUUUGGUUUAGUUUACCUUUUGAUUUCGUUAGAUCAAUCUUUUUUGUGGUUUUAAUUGGAGUUAAGUUUAAUUAAAGAUCUUGGUCGCUUUCG
Halichondria panicea is the source of this 1255-nucleotide messenger RNA. Its product is annotated as ribosomal L1 domain-containing protein 1-like. NCBI's taxonomy places the organism in Eukaryota, Metazoa, Porifera, Demospongiae, Suberitida, Halichondriidae. Gene Ontology annotation, biological process: maturation of LSU-rRNA. The record is from RefSeq and is a predicted model, not a curated record. The coding region runs from base 124 to 1146 and encodes 340 amino acids. Gene Ontology annotation, cellular component: cytosolic large ribosomal subunit; 90S preribosome. Gene Ontology annotation, molecular function: RNA binding. The transcript is spliced from 6 exons.